This is a messenger RNA of Colletotrichum spaethianum, 1560 nucleotides long. Its product is annotated as pantothenate transporter liz1. The transcript has a single exon. The record is from RefSeq and is a predicted model, not a curated record. Gene Ontology annotation, biological process: transmembrane transport. Gene Ontology annotation, molecular function: transmembrane transporter activity. Gene Ontology annotation, cellular component: membrane. NCBI's taxonomy places the organism in Eukaryota, Fungi, Ascomycota, Sordariomycetes, Glomerellales, Glomerellaceae. Bases 1 to 1560 code for a protein of 519 amino acids.
AUGGCGACGACUAACACCGAAACGGCGCCGGCGGACGCAAGUGCUGCGUCCACGAAGCCCUCAAUCCCCUGGCUGGCAAAUAUUCACCCGUACUUCGAAGAUGCCGAACACGUACUGGUGCUCAAACUCGACAUCCUCCUCCUGACAUGGGCCUUCAUCGCAGGACUGAUGAAAGACAUGGAUCAAUCCGCGACAACGGCGGCCUACGUCUCGGGUAUGCAGGAGGCACUCUCCCUCUACGGCAACGAGCUUGUGGAGUUCACCACCUACUUCUCCAUCGGCUACGCGCUCUUCAUCGUUCCGUCACAGCUCAUUCAAACCCGCGUCCGGCCCUCCCUCUGGCUUCCAUUCUGCGAAGUCGUGUGGGGCGCAAUCACCCUAGCGACGUUCGCCGCCAAAAACGCGCGCACCGUAUUCGUGCUGCGCUUCUUCCUGGGAGUUUUCGAGGCAACGUCGUGGCCAGGUAUCGUGAACCUCAUUUUCAACUGGUACACCCCUAGAGAACUCGGAAAACGCCUCGCCAUAUUCGGCGUCAGCAGUCAAGCGGGGAGCAUGUUUCUGGGCAUUCUCCAGGCUGCGCUGUACAAGAACCUCAACGGCGCCCAUGGAUUGGAAGGAUGGCAAUGGCUCUUUGUUGUCUCGGGCAUCAUGACGAUCGUGUGGGGUCUGUACGGCUUUAUUGUCAUCCCCGAUGCACCCACAACCACCCGAGCCCUUUGGCUGACGAACAAUGAGCGUGCCCUUGCUGCCUCGAGAAUGGCCAAAUCUGGAACUACAACUCAAGAGAUCGUCAGGGGAAAGGCUCUCUGGUCGCGCGUACGCAAGCUCUUCACUUCCCCUAUUACAUACCUCUUCCUGGCAGCAUAUUUGCAGUUCGCCUGGUCCCAACGGGCGAACUCAUACUUCCUUCUUUACCUCAAGGGUCUCAAGGCUAGUGACGGAAGCGCGCUCUAUUCGGUCUACACGGUCAACCUCAUCCCACUUGGCGGCUACGCGAUCUCCAUCGUCGCCAAUAUCUCCCUCAACGCGUUGAGUGACUGGAAAGAUUGGAGAUGGCAGAUCGCCGUCGGCGCCGCGCUAUUGCAGCUUGUGGCAACGUCUGUUCUGGCGGCUUGGCCAGGGGGCAGGGGCACUAUCAUGACUUUCUACUUCUUGACAUUCGCAACUGCGGCGUGGGGCUACGCGUUGCUUGCAUGGCUCGCGAUCAUCUUACGCAAAGAGCCCGAAGCGCGUUCUGUCAUUGUUGGCUUGGCCGUCACGUUGGUGUAUGUCGGACAUGCCACCAUCCCGCUGAGGGCCUGGAGGACCGCCGACUCCCCUAGGUACCCCAUUGGCUUUCCGUUGGCCGCUGCCUUUAGUGUGGGCAGCAUUGCUGCGAUUCUUGGGAUGUUGUGGUAUGUGCGGAAGUAUCCUGACAUCCUCGAUUUUGGGCUCAACUGGAAGGUGUUGAGGGAGGCCGGAGAUAGCGUGGCAAACUUAGAUAAGGUCGAGGUCGAUAGCCAGGAUGGCGACGACGACCAGAAAAAGCCUGCCAAAGACACUACCAAGACGAUUCCUUGA